AUGGAGGACGAACGCCAGGAAGAAUUGGACUGCAUAGCAGCCAUAUUUCCCGAAAUUCUCGUGGACCCCAAUAAUCCUUUCUCUGUCUCUAUGGAAGUACCUGUCCAUCCAACUUCUCCUGUCAAGGUCCUCUUCCCAGCAUCCUCUGACGGUCUUAUUCCUACCCCGCCACUCUCCACGCAUUCCGGCCACGAAGGCAAAACCGGUCCAGUCCCCACGAACGCUGUCGAGUCGCAAAAUCUAUCUUAUUUACCAUCUCUUCAACUUCUAAUAACUCUGCCAGAAGAGUACCCCGAGAAAAAGGCGCCUGUCUUCGAACUCGCUACAACCCCAGCAUGGCUGUCGCGCAAACACCUCGACGAGCUACAAGCUAAGGGAGAGGAGAUGUGGGAGGAAGCAGGUCGUAGCUCUGUGGUCUAUGGAUACAUUGAUUUCCUGCAGCAAGAAGCUGAAAAUGCUUUUGGAUUUGCCGCAGGCCGGAACUUAGAAGUCCCUCAAGACUUCAAGAUCUCGCUCUUGGAUCACGAUAUCAAGGCUACGCAGGCGGCUUUCGAGAAGGAAACUUUUGACUGCGGUGUCUGUCUUGAUCCCAAGAAAGGUACCGUUUGUCACCGAAUGAUCGAUUGUGGCCAUGUCUUCUGCGUUCAAUGUCUACAGGACUUUUACAACAAUGCUAUCACGGAGGGGAACCUGGCUGCAGUGCAAUGUUUAACACCGGGAUGCGCGAAGAAGCGUGGAGAUGAGCAGGUCGCGAAAGGCAGAAAGGCCAAGACGCAACUCAGUCCUAGCGAAUUGAUACAGAUUCCGCUGGAACAGGAUGUGGUUUCUCGAUACGUCAAGUUGAAGCACAAGGCAGAAUUGGAAUCGGACAAGAAUACGGUCUACUGCCCGCGAAAAUGGUGUCAAGGCGCUGCACGAUCGAAGAAGCACCGAAAACCAAUUGGAUUCGAGGAAACGGAGAGCGACAACGAAGAAGAAGACGAAGGAACAUCAAAAGGCUAUGUUGCAGGGGCUGACCGUCUUUGCAUUUGUGAAGACUGUUCAUUUGCCUUUUGUAGUCGAUGUUACCAAGGCUGGCAUGGGGAGUUAACAACUUGCAUGCCGAGAAAAGAUAAUGGAGAACUCACCGAGGAAGAUAAGGCCUCGCUGGAGUACAUGAAUCUCCAUUCUACGCCAUGUCCGACAUGCUCUGCGCGAGCUCAGAAGACCCACGGCUGCAACCAUAUGAUUUGCUUUAAAUGUCAUAGCCAUUUCUGCUAUCUCUGCUCGGCAUGGCUUCCACCAGCUAAUCCAUACAAUCACUACAACAACAGAUCUUCCUCAUGUUAUUACCGACUCUGGGAACUUGAAGAGGGUGACGGAGAUGAUUUUGAGCAUGGUGGAGGACGGCCAGUGGAGCUUCACGAGGACGAAGAAGAAGAAUUGGAGAUUGAGCCAGAACCUGUUGUUGAAGUUCAGAUCCCGGAGAUUGUCGAGCCUGACGAGCCACGAGAAGUCCUUGAGCCACUUCAACGAGAAGGCCCGCUUGUUCUACGAAUCAACCACGUCCCAGCUCCACCGCCACCUCCUGCUCCAGAGGUACCUGUGCGAGCGGCCCCGAACCGAGGAGCUCGACGAGAGCGAGUACCAGGUAAUCCCCCCAAUCAACGACGAGUCGCGCGCCAAAGAAAUGUGGUAGCAGGUGCUCGACGUCUUGGAGAGGCCGAGGAACGAGAGGCGGCUGAGGAGAGAAGAGCGGAGCAAGCACAGCAAGCCUGGGUCCAAAUGUUCGUUCAGAUGGCUAUGAAUGAUGAAGAGGAUCAGUUGGAAAGUGACGAUGAGGAAGAUCCCGCUGCUUGGGAAAUUCCUGUGCGGUGA
Cadophora gregata is the source of this 1857-nucleotide messenger RNA. RefSeq names its product translation termination inhibitor protein itt1 (gene ITT1). Lineage: Eukaryota; Fungi; Ascomycota; Leotiomycetes; Helotiales; Ploettnerulaceae. Gene Ontology annotation, biological process: ubiquitin-dependent protein catabolic process; positive regulation of proteasomal ubiquitin-dependent protein catabolic process; protein polyubiquitination. Gene Ontology annotation, molecular function: ubiquitin conjugating enzyme binding; ubiquitin protein ligase activity; zinc ion binding. The record is from RefSeq and is a predicted model, not a curated record. Gene Ontology annotation, cellular component: cytoplasm; ubiquitin ligase complex. The transcript has 2 exons. The coding region runs from base 1 to 1857 and encodes 618 amino acids.